UUCAAACUGUACACCAUGGGAAACUCAUGUGCAGCAAGUGCCAAUAAGUGUCCUCCCGAUUACGUAAUCGUUGUCAAGACAGGUGACGUUAAAGGUGCAGGCACAGAUGCAAAUGUCUUUAUCGCCUUUAUUAACGACUCUCAGUGCAGAUCCAAAGACAUUCCUUUAAAUUGCCGCUGGAAGGAUGAUUUGGAGAGGGGUAGUGUUGAUAGCUACCCAGUUACGAAUUUGCCCAACUUCGGAAGGAUAGACCAGAUUGAGUUAUGGAGAGACUCUUCGGGAUUAAAGGAUGAUUGGUUCGUCGAGAAGAUAGAGGUGGUGCAUUCAGCAAACAGCGACACCAUAGUUUUCCCCAUACACCGCUGGAUCAAAGCAAACACUCGCCACGUAUUCGCCAAGUAUGACUGCCUGCUUCCGCAACACGAUGUGAACAAGGACCAACGCAAACAGGAAUUGACUGAGAAGAAGAAGCUAUAUGAGAUGGAGUGUAAGGCGACAGGUUUGUUACCACAGAUUAAGACUGUCCCUGCUGAUGAAUCGUUCUCUGAUGAUUACAAGUGGGAUAUCAUAAAGAACAAAGCCAACCUGGCCAUCCAGAGCAAGAUAAUUGGUCUGACCGCCGACUCGUGGAAGUGCCUGGAUGACAUUGGAAAACUGUACAAUAAAAGCCUUCCAGUGCCGUACGGGAUGAAUAACUGGCGAUCUGAUGUUGAGUUUGGUUCCCAGCGACUGGUCAGCUGUAAUCCUAACCAGAUCAGACGAUGCACACAAAUACCUGACAAUCUUGCAGUUGAUGAUGAGAUGCUGAAGCCCUUGAUGGAAGAUUUGACCACACAAGAAGCCAUAGACUCCAAGAGGCUCUAUAUCAUGAACUACAAGGUCCUAAAAGAUCUGCCCUGCAGCUACGACAGAAAGAUCUGCGCACCGAUCGCGCUUUUCUUUGUCAAUAAGGAGAAGAAUCUGAUGCCUGUUGCCAUCCAACUCUACCAGGAUCCUGCUCAAGAUAACCCGGUGUUUCUGCCCACGGAUCCCGAGUACACCUGGCUCCUUGCCAAGAUGUGGUUCAACAAUGCCGACGCCUCCUACCACCAAUCAGCCACCCAUCUUGGAUUCACUCAUCUCAUCAUGGAGGCGGUUGCCCUGGCAAUCCAUCGUUCUCUCUCACCCUCUCAUCCCAUGUUCAGACUCCUGGCGCCACAUUUUCUGUACCUGAUAGCCAUCAAUAGUCGUGCAGUGGCAAAGCUGGUGUGUGAGGAUGGUUGGGUAGAUCAGUGCAUGAGUAUCGGUCGAGUUGGCAUGUUUGCCAUCAACGCAAGGACGGCACCUGAGUGGCGUUUUGACGUUGAGGGCAGUCUUCCAGCUGACCUCAAUAACCGCGGGGUCGAUGACCCGGAAGCACUUCCCAAGUACUACUUCCGUGAUGACGCCCUUCUGCUGUAUGAGGCGAUUAGGAAAUACGUGACGGAAGUUGUGGAAGGCCAUUAUGAUUCUCCCGACAAGUUAGCUGACGACCACGAGCUGCAAGAAUUUGCAGAGAUUCUGAAAAAGCCCCAGAGCGAAGGAGGAUGUGGGAUCAAGGGAGUUCAUGGCGGAGGGGUGUUCUUGAACACCGUUGAUUUGAUAGAUGCCUUGACUGCCUUCAUCUACACGAGCAGUGUGGCUCACGCAGCCGCCAAUUUCUCCCAGUAUGACGAGUAUGCCUUCCCGCCAAAUUAUCCUUCAUACAUGCGCGACGAAGUACCGCCUAAAGAUAAGAGUCCGCGUACAGAGCAGGAUGUGCUGAACUGUCUGCCAAACAAGGAGAUGACGUUGAGUAUCAUGCUGGUAACCAAGAUACUGAGUGAUAGAGGAACUCAAUGCCUGGGGGACUUUGAGAUCGAGUACCAGUUUGAUCCUAUCGGUGCCAAAGCUGUCAAAGCUUUCAAAGAGGACUUGGUUGGUAUCGGUAAGAUCAUCGACAAGAGAAACGCCCAGCGAGCCCCUCCGUAUCCCUACCUGCAUCCCAGCGAGGUUCCUAAUGCCAUCAGUAUCUCUUGCUUAAGGUAUUCAUUUAACACGAACUGUGUUGUUGUAUCCGUGAUUUUAACCCAAACAAAAUCCUGGUUUCGCGUGAACAUUUUACGCAAACCAACAAGACCAGACAGUUGGUAUUUCAUCAUGGGUAACGCGUGCGUUUCUGGCAGCAGCGCGCCUACAGACUUCGUGAUUCUUGUCAAGACAGGAGACCUUAAAGGAGCAGGCACAGAUGCUGAUGUUUUCAUCGCUUUGAUCAACGAGGAAGGCACAAGAUCAAGGGACAUUCCUUUAAAUUCAAAAUGGAAGAAUGACAUGGAGCGUGGGAGCAUUGAUCGGUUCCCAGUUACUAACUUGGCCAACUUUGGUCGGGUGUGUAAGAUUGAGCUGUGGAGGGAUACAGAUGGAGCUAUGGAUAACUGGUUCGUUGAACGGGUUGAGGUAAUCAAUCAGAGUAGCGGAGAGCAUGAGAUAUUUCCUAUCCAUCGAUGGCUCAAGGCACUCAAGAAACGCAUCUUCCAUUGUAACGAUUGUCUCUUGCCUCAAUGCGAUGACAAUAAGACGGAUAGGAAGGAGGAACUCGGAGAAAAGAAAGUGAUGUAUGAGUUGGAGUGUAAAGUGGAAGGGCUUAUUCCUCAGAUCAAAAACUUCCCAUCUGACGAGUCCUUUUCAGACGACUACAAGUGGGACAUCGUCAAGAACAAGGCAAGUCUCUUCAUGCAAACGAAACUCAUGGGCGUGAAGACUGGGGAUUGGAAAUCGCUGGAAGAUAUCGAGAAGAUUUAUAACGAGCAUCUUCCCGUCCCUUAUGGAAUGAAUAACUGGCGAUCUGAUCUUGAGUUUGGUUCCCAGCGACUGGUCAGCUGUAAUCCUAACCAGAUCAGACGAUGCACACAAAUACCUGACAACUUCGCAGUCAAUGAUGAAAUGCUGAAACCGCUACUGGAGGACUUGACUGUACAAGAAGCCAUAGAUGCAAAAAGAUUGUACAUUAUGGAUUACAAGAUCUUGAAGGAUCUGCCCUGUAGUUACGACAGGAAGAUCUGUGCUCCGAUUGGCCUUUUCUUCGUAAACAAGGAGAAGAAUCUCAUGCCUGUUGCCAUCCAACUCUUCCAGGAUUCUGCUGAUGAUAACCCGGUGUUUCUACCCACGGAUCCCGAGUACACUUGGCUUCUUGCCAAGAUGUGGUUCAAUAACGCCGACGCGUCCUACCACCAAGCAGCCACCCAUCUCGGAUUCACUCAUCUCAUCGUUGAAUCUAUCGCCGUGGCUACACACCGUACACUAUCUCCUUCACAUCCAAUCUACAGACUCCUGGCUCCACACUUUCUGUACCUCAUUGCAAUCAACUAUCGUGCAUUGGGGAAACUAGUCUCUGAAGAUGGCUGGGUGGAUCAGUGCAUGGGAAUCGGCCGGAUCGGAAUGUUUGAGAUCAUCGUAAGGACCCAACCUUCCUGGAGACUGGACGUUGAGGGCACGCUACCGGCUGAUCUGGAAAACCGUGGAGUUGAUGACCCGGAAGCACUUCCUAAGUAUUACUUCCGGGAUGAUGCUAUCUUGAGCUUUGGAGCUAUACAGAAAUAUGUGACUGAAGUUGUCAACGGAACCUACGACGAUCCAUCCAAGUUGGCUGAAGAUGACGAGAUUCAAGACUUUGCUGACACUCUGACGAAGUCACCGGGUGAGGGCGGUGCAGGAGUGCAGGGAGUUCAUGGUAAUGGUAAAUUCUCAACCAACGAGGACUUGAUAGGAGCCCUGACUGCCAUCAUCUACACGAGUAGUGUGGCUCAUGCGGCAGCUAACUUCGCCCAAUAUGACGAGUAUGCGUUCCCACCCAACUACCCAUCAAUCAUGCGGGUUGCUGAACCACCAAAGGACAAGAAUCCUCGGUGCGAGCAAGACGUGAUUGACUGCUUACCAGACAAAGACAAGACACUCAGUAUUAUGCUGGUAACCAAGAUACUGAGUGAUAGAGGAACUAACAGCCUGGGAGACUUUGAGGUCGAGUACCAGUUUGACCCUGUCGGCAAGAAGGCCGUAGAAUCGUUCAGGAAGGAUCUACUCCGUGUUGGCGCCCUCAUCGACGAGAGAAAUGCAACCCGAUCAUCGCCAUAUUUGUAUCUUCAUCCUAAGGAAGUACCCAAUGCAAUCAGCAUUUGAAACCGCGAUCCAUCAAUCUGAAGUUUAUUCAACAUUUCCCAACACCUAUAAAUUAAUUUCUGACAUGUUUAAUUGAAACCAACAAACAAGUAGAAGGAAUCCGCUAACCGCCAAGUUUGGCAAUUUGGGCGUCAGUACAUUUCGUGUAAGUUACUGCUAGCUAAAACCAGAGUAUUUUAAAUUGAGACACCGUAAAAAAAAUUUAAAAAAAAAAAAAAAUGCAAAACGAAGGUUUAUCAUAUAAUGAAUAUAAAUUGAUGUACAUAAUGUUUUACAAUACUUGAACAAGAUUUUAUAAAACAAUGUCAUUAAGUUCGUGAGUAUUACUUUUUUACGUAGGUGAAGUAGUCGGAUCUGUACGUAAAUUAGCACCCACUUAACAGUUUUUAACAAGUAAAUACUGGAAAUGGAAGUUUCCUAGAAUAACAUAAUGUGAAUAUGAAAUAUACAUUCACGUAGAAAAAAUAGCUGAAACCUUCGUAACAUGUAAAUAAACAAUUGAAAUUCCACAAAUUUUGUUCAACCCUUGCUGGUAAUCAAAAGCAAAAUUCAUCUAGCAAAUCUCCGUUAGCGAUAGAAGUUUUACCGGAAGUCAAGUUUCCCAAAUUUCAAUUCAAUUCAACAGAACAUUUUAUUUCUGUACCGUCAACGAUAAAAGACAUACGAGAAUAAUACAAUAAUGUAAACAAUUAAUAUUAUGCUAGAAAGGAAUGAAACAAGGUGAUAAAUAAAUAUAGAGAUAAAUAAA
Molecule: messenger RNA, 4921 nt
Organism: Patiria miniata (bat star)
Lineage: Eukaryota; Metazoa; Echinodermata; Asteroidea; Valvatida; Asterinidae
Exons: 26
Coding region: 16-4173 (1385 amino acids)
Biological process (GO): lipid oxidation; hepoxilin biosynthetic process; arachidonate metabolic process
Molecular function (GO): oxidoreductase activity, acting on single donors with incorporation of molecular oxygen, incorporation of two atoms of oxygen; metal ion binding; protein binding
Source: RefSeq, a predicted model, not a curated record